Molecule: messenger RNA, 2371 nt
Organism: Oryzias latipes (Japanese medaka)
Lineage: Eukaryota; Metazoa; Chordata; Actinopteri; Beloniformes; Adrianichthyidae
Source: RefSeq, a predicted model, not a curated record
UCUCAUCUUUUUGAGAAUUGAAUACAAUUUGCAUAUUAAUUUGGAACACACUUUAUAAGAUAAAUCAUCUGUACCGGAUGGCCAUUUGCUCACAAAACUGCUAAAACAGGUGGAACUUAAGGGGUUAUAAUGUGUUUGAUAACCUUGAUAAUAUCUUUCAAUGUACUGUUCCAUUCCAGUGGCUUUUUUGACUCACCAGCAUUCAUUCCUUCAUUCACUCAUUUUUUCAUUCAUUUUCUUAACCGUUUGUCCCUUUCGGGGUCACGGGGCUGCCGGAGCCUAUCCCGGCCACUUGUGGGCGAAGGCAGGGGACCCGGACAGGACAGCCAUCCUGCCAUUGCAGCAGCUCCUUUUGUGCAUGUCCUAAAGUUUGGAGACCAUUUCAGUAUUCAUAGCCAUCCAACAAAUUCAUUUCUGCAGUUGUAGUGUUGUUUGGCAACUGCAAAUAAAUUCUUUGAAAAUCAUACCCUGGGAUUUCCUGAAUUCCUUUAUUCCUUUUUUACAUUCUGUCUCUCCUAGUUGGAAGGUUUUUAAAUAAUAAAAAUUGUAGCCUCAUCUUUGUAUUUGGGACAACUUGCAUGAUCAGAAACUGACAAAUGCUUUAUUGUCCCACAUCUGUAGUAUAUAUUCUUUAAAUCAUGCGUAGGUCACUCCAGGCCUCAAGGGCAGGUUUUUCUGGACAUCCUUCCCCUAAUCACGGUUUAGCACUAGUUUCCGGUGUGUUGGGUCAAAUACAACAUGCCAGAGCAAGGUAUUUUGGAAAACAGGCAAGGCAGCCAUGUGAUCCUUGGCCCCCACCUGUUUUGAAUGACACAUGUCAGAAAAAAAAAUUUGAUCUCCCCCAAAAACAAAAAGCAAAAAAUUGUACAAGAAAACCCAGCAAGGGUAUGAGCAGAAUAAAAUCACCACAAGGGGGAAAAAAGUGAAUGGGAGGGGCCAAAGAGGUAAUAGAUGUCAGACAUAAACAUGGUUUAUAUUUUAAGAGACAGCUGAAGCAGAUUUUAUUUCACAAAACAUGGAGUUACAAGACGGUGCAGACUUUUGCUUUCCCCAGUUCCUAAACAUGUCUUGCAUAAAACCUGUUUCUUUGUCAGUUGAAGCUGUGCUUGUUCAGAUGGUGCUGUUCUUCGUCUCUUUUCUUACUGUGGCUCUUAACCUGCUGGUCAUCAUCACUGUCUCCCACUUCAGGCAGCUCCACUCCCCCACCAACAUCCUCCUCCUUUCUCUGGCUGUUUCAGACUUUCUUACAAGCCUCAUCUUGAUGCCAGCAGAAAUAAUUCGGAAUGUUGCCUGUUGGUUUCUUGGUGACACUGCAUGUUUUUUGUAUAAUUCUUUGUCCUUUGUCCUUACUUCUGCCUCAGUUGGAAACAUGGUACUGAUUUCAGUUGACCGUUAUGUUGCAAUAUGUGACCCUCUGCAUUACCCAACCAAAAUCACAGAGAAAAGAGUUAAGCUGGGUGUCUGUCUUUGUUGGCUCUGCUCUAUUUUUUAUGGCACUUUUAUUGUGAAGGAGGACCUUGCAAGCCAAGGCAGACCAAAUUCCUGCUAUGGGGAAUGUGUGAUUACAGUUGAUUAUAUUGAAGGAACUAUAGACCUUGUUGUAAGCUUUAUUGUUCCAGUUUUUGUGAUUGUGGUUCUGUACAUGAGAGUGUUUGUGGUGGCUGUGUCUCAUGCUCGUGCCAUGCGCUCUCAUGUUACAGCCGUCACACUGCAGCCUCCAACAACUCAAACAGUCAGGAAAUCAGAGCUGAAAGCAGCCAGGACUCUUGGUGUUCUUAUAGCUGUAUUUCUAAUGUGUUUUUGCCCAUAUUAUUGCAUUUCUCUGGCAGCUGACAACUUGCUCAAUAACUCGUUUGCAUCGUACUCCGUCUUUCUGUUCUACCUAAAUUCUACUUUUAACCCUGUGGUUUAUGCAUUGUUCUACCCCUGGUUCAGAAAAGCUGUGAAACUUAUUGUUACUCUGCAAAUACUGCAGCCUGACUCUAGUGAUGCAAAUGUAUCAUAGAACAAAUUAUUUAAAUGUACAGUGUAAUAGUCCGAAAUUCUUUCCAGAAUUCGUUGUAAUUUUACAUUUUUUUAAAUAGAAAAAUGAAAACUACUGUAAUGGCAAAAUAGUUAACACCUAUUAUGCAGAACUCACAUGAAGAACAUUCUUCCUAUAUAUGCUGCAAUUUAAAGGCUGGUAAAGAAUGAUAACUAAUUUCAUAGCCUUACAAAUAUGAAUGGAGAAGUUUAUAAAGUUUGAAGCAAAAGUGAAAUUCUUCCAACACAUGAAUAACAUGAACAUACAAACUCACACAUGUAUAUUACGGUUUGAUUGUGUCGUUAGUUGUUCUUUCAAAAUGCUCCUUUUGAAUGCUUAGUAGUACGG